AUGUCGUUACUACUCAAUUCAUGCAGACGACUAUUAUAUCGACAAUACCACCCUGAAAUAGCAGUACGAAGUUUCAGUACUUCAAUUGCUCUGAAUCAAAGAACAGAUUCAACUGAGAUAUUAACAAAUAACAUAUCACCGAGACUUCUGAAAAUUAUACCAAAUAAUUCAGACAUUGUGGAAUUAGAAAAACAAGAUGAAUUGAUCAAGAGACGUCGUAAGCUUGCUAAGGAAGUCACUACUCUCAAAAAAUAUAAGCCAGUGUCGCCAGGUUUAAGAUGGUAUAGAAAACCAAUAUAUCCAUACUUAUUCAAGGGAAGGCCCGUGAAGUCUUUAACAAUCCACGCUAAACAAAGGGGUGGUAGGAAUAAUGAAGGUAAAAUCACAGUGAGACAUAGAGGUGGUGGCCACAAGAGAAGAUUAAGACUAAUCGAUUUUAAUCGUUGGGAUUCAGGGACACAUAAAAUUGAAAGAAUUGAAUACGAUCCAAAUAGAUCAGCUCAUAUAGCUUUAGUGAAGAAUGAGAAAACAGAAAAACUUUCUUAUAUUAUAGCAUGUGAUGGACUGCGUGUGGGCGAUACCGUACAGUCAUUCAGAAAAGGCAUCCCAUCGAAUCUCUUAAGCGAAAUGGGCGGUCAUGUAGAUCCUGCAAUUUUAAGUGUCAAGACAGCUCAGAGAGGCAAUUGCUUACCUAUAUCAAUGAUACCGAUAGGGGCUGUAAUCCAUAACGUCGGUGUGACUACCGUAGGGCCCGCAAGGUUAUGCAGGUCUGCUGGUACAUAUGCAAGAUUAAUUUCUAAACUCCCUGAAGCAAAAAGGGCUAUCGUUAGACUGAAAAGUGGCGAACAUAGAUACGUCUCUCUUGAAGCCUGCGCAACAAUUGGCGUUGUAUCAAAUAUCGAUCAUCAGAAUGCUUCAAUCGGUAAAGCUGGAAGAUCAAGACGACUAGGUAUAAGACCAAGUGUCCGUGGUGUCGCUAUGAAUAAGUGUGAUCAUCCACAUGGUGGUGGUCGUGGUAAAUCGAAAUCCAACAAGCUUUCAAUGUCUCCCUGGGGUACUCUUGCCAAGGGAUAUAAGACUAGAAGAGGUAAAAACCAAAAUAGAAUGAAGGUCAAAGAUAGACCAAGAGGUAAAAAUAAAUAG
Molecule: messenger RNA, 1143 nt
Organism: Kazachstania africana CBS 2517
Lineage: Eukaryota; Fungi; Ascomycota; Saccharomycetes; Saccharomycetales; Saccharomycetaceae
Gene: RML2
Product: mitochondrial 54S ribosomal protein uL2m
Exons: 1
Coding region: 1-1143 (380 amino acids)
Biological process (GO): cytoplasmic translation
Cellular component (GO): large ribosomal subunit; ribosome
Molecular function (GO): structural constituent of ribosome; transferase activity; RNA binding
Source: RefSeq, a predicted model, not a curated record